Messenger RNA from Selaginella moellendorffii, 3132 nucleotides. RefSeq lists its product as uncharacterized. Lineage: Eukaryota; Viridiplantae; Streptophyta; Lycopodiopsida; Selaginellales; Selaginellaceae. Bases 293 to 1363 code for a protein of 356 amino acids. The record is from RefSeq and is a predicted model, not a curated record. The transcript has 5 exons.
CAGAGACCAGCAAGAGGUUAGGGCUUGACAGUCCAGCGAAGAGGAGAAGAUCUGGCAAUGAGGUAACUCCUCGAUUUGAUCUGCCGCUCCGCUGGAUCCGGCACGAUCGAGAGCGAGCGAUCGAUCAAUCGCACAGCGCUUUGGAUCCCGCUGUGAGAAUCCCUCGAAAUAUCAAGUGGCAGGGUUUCUUGAUCAUCAUCACUGCGUUUGCGGAGGGAUCUUGAUCAUCGCCAUGGUGUGAUGGUGCCGAGAAGAUGGUUGGGGCAUCCAGGGAGAGCAUAGGGUCUGGAAAAUGCGCAAAUGCGGUGCUGUUCUCAGCAGUGGAUACUACAAUCCCCCGAGCUCGCCGGUGCUCGAUCUCGCCAACACGGGCGUGAGAAAGGCCGACCUUUUGGAGCGCGAGAGGGAUCGCAAGAAGGUUUUCAUCCAGCUCUCGCCGGAGGAACUCAAUGUGGCGUUUGGGGACGAGAUUGUGAGCAAGAAGGGGAGGCGCUGCUCCGACUAUACGCCGCGAUCCAAAGGCCAGCUUGGAAACCAGCACAGUUUGACUGAUGUGUGGAAGUAUCCCCGGAAGGAAGUGGCAUCGUCGUCGCAUUCCAGGCCAGCGUCGGAGCUCUCCAAAGGACGUGCUUCUAGCAGGAAUGAGAUGGAUCGCCCUGGAGAAGUCUCGGUCCAUGUUGGCUCUCCCUCGAGAGUUGGAAGAGAUCAACCCAGAGCUCCUGGAGGGCCGGUUUCGAUCAGACUCUCGCCAUCUCCGCAGAGGUCUCCAGUGCGAUCUCCGCAGCAGCGAUCGCCCGUGAAUACUCGGCCUUCCUCGGCUCGGAGAGUGGAUGGCGAGCCGGGGAUGCAAGUCGACUUGACGGAAGGAGUGCAAAUCCGAGUGAGCAGUCCCAGGAAGAGCUCCGCCACCUCGUUGUCUCGAACUGGAAGUGGUGGUGGUGGUGGAAAUGGCGGUGGGAUCACUGCGACUGCUUCCGGUGGAGCUUUGAUCUCGAGCCAGCACUUUCAUCUGGAGAACAAUCCUGCGCAAUCGGUAACUGUUAGGACAAUGAAGGACGUGAACGUCAGGACGCAAGCUCUCAAAGACGGUGUCCAGUUCCGACUUGAUGGAAGGCCGGGAGUGCAAUUAUCCGUGAAGAUGGGAGAGCCAACGAAGAACGGGACCGGGCUGAGGAACUCAAUCAAGAUUGAGGCUCAGACGCCCAUGGACGAUGAUGGCUUUGGAGGAGGAAUGUAUGGAAGAGGAGGUAAAGGUGGAAGAUGGGAUGAAUUGCUCUCGUAUCAGCGUCCAACCGUGUCGCAUCUCAUACACGCAAGGAUGACCCAGCUCUACAAAGAGCUCCGAAAGAGCAUUCCAAAGUAACCAAGAGAGAGCGAGCGCAUUUUUUCAAGUGGACGGACACCGCUUUACGGUAAGUCUGGAACAAUCCAGGAAGAGAAAUCUCCCAGGAUACUACAGUGUUUUUAAGGGGUAAAGCGAGCUGGUUAUUUUAGUAAGUUUAAAUUGUCAUUUUGCCCUUUUCCUCUCUUCUUGGUUAACAUCUUUGGGGUUUCCUCGGCUUGUAGCGCAGGAUCGAACAGCAACUCCACGGCAUUGCGCGCGACAAACAGUUUCUCAUCUCUCUCUCUCUCUCCUUUCGCAUCGUUCCCCAAGCAUCGAGGAAAGGCACAGAUUCUCUCCGGUAGCGCUGCUCUUGAGCUUCUAGGCUUGUCGGACAGGGAUAUAGAGAGCACAGGCAGCUUCUUUCCUCGCUUCAGCAAAGCGCUAACACCGUCGCGUCCAAUCGGCCGGCAGAGGAAGUUCACUGCUCCGGCUCCGAGCUGUCCUGGACCUUGCCAUCGUGAGGGAUUGAGCCGGGAUUGAGAGCAAAAGGCAGCUUCUUUCGACGUCCUCUUGGUUGAGGAAUCGAUCGACAGGAGCUAUCUCAGCGCGCCGUGGAGGAGAUCUGCGAGUUUGACGGCGGGCAGGCACGGGAGCCCUCAGCCGGCCGGUUGCAUCUUGUCUGAGAAACGCAGCUCGUUGAUGAACGGCCGAAUGCCUCGGUCCUCAACGGCGGUCUGAACGGAUGGAAAAGUGCCGAUCGAAUCGGUUCCAGAUAUCGUUGGGUGAAGGAAAGGCGGCUUCUAGCUCUUGGUCGGAGACAUCGUCCGCGCUGUCUCAGCGCAUUGUGGAGGAAAUCCGCGAGCUUGAAAUCGCAGCGGAGAGCCGGCGGACAGGCACGGGAGCCCCCAGACGGCCGCUUGCAACGUGUCCGAGAAACGCAGCUACUUCAUGGCUCGUUGAUGAACGGCGGUCAGAAUGGAUGGAAAAAUGCCGAUCGAGCAGCCAGAUAUCGUUGUGAAUGGACGACAAGAUGCCUCAUUCAGAUACAAUCCUUUGAUCAUCGCGUGCUGAGGUUGAUCUUGCUCUAGAGAUUGAGCCAUGGCCAUUACUCUAUUUACAUUGCUCUCCCACCACAUUCUUAAUGUCCAGUUCCACACAGGAACUGGUCAUUCACUUACGGUUCACAAAUUUGGCAGAUCUUUAUACUCCUGCUGCUUAUAAAUCUUAAAUUCCUUUCGUCUUUGACCUCUAACAACGGUUUAUACUCUACCGGAUACUCCACCCAUAUUUAAUGAUUCGACCAUAAAAGAUUUGGGGAGUAUCGCACCGUAUGACUCGAGUCAUCAAAUCUGUGUAGCCUGUAGAGAUCAAGCGAAUGAUCCCACAAACCGGCAUGUCAAGAAGAUGUUUAAGCAGCUUGCGGGAGUUGGCUAUGCUCUUCUAUCCAGUUUGCGACCAACGUUCUUUUGCAAACUUGAUGCAAACGAUGAAUUGUGGAUCUCUGAUGCGAUAUAUGCAUCACCGCAACCUGGUCAUCACAUGCUUUAUGAAGCAUUGUUUUAUUUCCUACAUUUGCUUCAUACGCCCCCAGCUCCCACACUAAGCCCCCAUGCGAUUGAGCUCACCCAAGUUCAAGACAAAGGAAUUACCCGCCCGGAUCUGACCGGUGCAAGGCUCGCCAGAUCCGUGAGAAGUGAAUUUUGCAUCAGGCACAGCAAAAGAUCAAGUGCCAUUGAGCAGCAUAUAGCUAUGGAUGGCAUGGUUAGACGUGUAUGUAUUAGAGUUUUCUGAUAUACAGCAUAUUUUUA